AUGGCUAUAACCAUGUUCCCUAAAAUCACACUUUUCAUCGCUACUUUCAUCUUCUAUUCCACCAUCAACCAACCAUCGUUGGUUUUUGGCUCAGACCCCGAUCCACUUCAAGACUACUGUUUACCCUCGCCUCACACCCACCUCUGCAAAAACUCCUCAUCCAUCACCGUUGACGACUUCGUCUUCUCCGGCAUAAAACAUCCCGGAAACUUCACCAACAAAUUCUCCGGGGUGCCUGUCUCCACCACCGUGUUCCCGGCGCUCAACACUCUCGGAAUGUCGCUUGUCAGAGCUGACUUUCAGGUCGGUGGGAUUAACGCCCCCCACUAUCAUCCUCGAGCCACGGAAGUGGCGUAUGUGCUUGAAGGGAAGCUUUAUUCUGGAUUCGUCGACACAGGGAACAAAGUGUUUGCGAAGGUGAUUGAGAAAGGAGAGGUGAUGGUUUUCCCUAGGGGAGUGUUGCAUUUUCAGAUGAACGUUGGGGAUUCGCCGGCCACCGUUCUUGGGAGCUUUGACAGCCAGAAUCCAGGGUCGGUGAAGCUUCCGGCUGCCUUGUUUGGAUCUGAUAUUGACUCAGAGUUGUUGGAGAAGGCGUUUGGAUUGAAGAGUAAAGAGAUCUCCAAGUUGAAGAAGAGAUUUGGGAUUAAAAAAGAAGAGUAG
This is a messenger RNA of Lactuca virosa, 660 nucleotides long. NCBI's taxonomy places the organism in Eukaryota, Viridiplantae, Streptophyta, Magnoliopsida, Asterales, Asteraceae. The record is from the annotation of a GenBank genome assembly.